GGCGGUUCCGGGGUCUCCGGCACAUUUACCGGUUCUAGGGUUGAGUCCGGCCGAAGUUGAGGCAGCGGAGCUCAAGGUCUUUGCUGGUGUGAAAUGACCGAGUAUAAACUGGUGGUGGUCGGAGCUGGCGGUGUGGGGAAAAGCGCCUUGACCAUCCAGCUCAUCCAGAAUCACUUUGUAGACGAGUAUGAUCCUACGAUAGAGGACUCCUAUCGAAAGCAAGUAGUUAUUGAUGGUGAAACCUGUUUGUUGGACAUACUCGACACAGCUGGACAGGAAGAGUACAGUGCUAUGAGAGACCAGUAUAUGAGGACAGGCGAAGGCUUUCUCUGUGUGUUUGCCAUCAACAAUAGCAAAUCAUUUGCAGAUAUAAACCUCUACAGGGAACAAAUUAAACGAGUGAAAGACUCUGAUGAUGUGCCUAUGGUGCUGGUGGGAAAUAAGUGUGAUUUGCCAACAAGGACAGUUGACACAAAACAGGCUCAUGAACUAGCCAAGAGCUAUGGAAUUCCCUUCAUUGAAACCUCAGCCAAGACCAGACAGGGUGUUGAAGAUGCUUUUUACACACUGGUAAGAGAAAUACGACAGUACCGCAUGAAAAAACUGAACAGUAGCGACGACGGGACUCAAGGUUGUCUAGGUCUCUCGUGUGCAGUCAUGUAACCAACUGCACUGACACCCUGGUCCUGACUUACCUGGAGGAGAAGUAUUAAAUACUCAUCUUCAGUCUCCCUGUGAAGCCCCUUGCCACUUUCCCGGUGCCCAGUAGUAGAUCAGCACAGUGUUCUCUUGUCUGUUCUCUACCUGAGAAGUUCUCAGAACAACUACCUCCUCACUCGGUUGUCUGACCAGAGAAAUGCGCCUCUCCUUACCAGUAUGUCUUCUCCCUGGGCUUUUUCUCUCUGGGCUUUUUGUUGUUUUUUUUCUCUAGGUUUUUCAUUUGAAAAGAAAUUCAUGCUCUGAAACAGAGAACCAAACUGUCAAAAUACUGUUGAAAACAGUAUAUUGAGCUCCAGAGUACCAACCGCUAGUGAUUUUUCUUUUUCAAUGUUGAACUUGGACCUGUGUUGAUAUUUGGAGCAAUGUUAUGAAUAACUUUUGUUGAAGUCACUGUCUGGUUUUGUUUGUGAUGUUUUCUGCCACAUUUGCUAACUUGGCAUCUGCUCUUUCUAUCCCCAAUAUGAAAGCAUACUCCAAGCUCAGCUGUAGUACCUGUUGCUAAUAUUGAAUUUUAUGUCCACUCUGGUUUGCCUCUACUUUUAUGUGAUUAGAAACGCCUUUCCUAAUGAAGUGCCUUUUUCCUAGAAGUGAUUUGUAGAAUUUUCCUGUUUUAUUCUAUGAGGAAAUUAGUCAAAAGAGUUGGUCUCUCAAUUACACAUUAAGAUGAAUAUCAGAGAGUGUUUGGCCAGUCCACUUGUGAAGGAUGGACAGGCAGGCAUGUCUGAUAUCUGAUAUCUUCAUCAUCUCAGAUAUGUUGUGCCUGGUUUCCCAGUGACCUGUUUAUGGAAUCUACAGGGAGAAAUCUGAAACUAGAAAUAUUUAAGAAACUUUUUACUUACUCUCCACUUUUUUGGGCUCCUUCCCCCAUGUUAUUGCCUACAAAUUGUACAUGCAAUUUGUUAUUUGUAUUUCCUUUAGCUUUAUUCUUCUACAGAAGAUAAAAAAUUAGUCCUUAAGAAACAACCAGCCAUUAUAUGCUAAUUUGGACCAUUUGUUUAUAAUUGGAUAGGCCUUAUUAUAAUUUAGGUGAGACUUUCUUCAAAAGGUGCAACCAAUGAUCUUCAAGUGUUAAAUGCAAUAUAUUUAACAGAAUAAAUAGUAAGCAACUAAAUUUUAUUUUUAUCAUUUUCACUACGAAGGCUUUUAUUGACUGUUAUACACAUUAUUUGGGGGACAAGGUGUG
Messenger RNA from Gracilinanus agilis (Agile Gracile Mouse Opossum), 1903 nucleotides. RefSeq names its product NRAS proto-oncogene, GTPase (gene NRAS). Gene Ontology annotation, cellular component: plasma membrane. NCBI's taxonomy places the organism in Eukaryota, Metazoa, Chordata, Mammalia, Didelphimorphia, Didelphidae. Gene Ontology annotation, molecular function: GTPase activity; GTP binding; GDP binding. Gene Ontology annotation, biological process: Ras protein signal transduction. The record is from RefSeq and is a predicted model, not a curated record. Bases 94 to 663 code for a protein of 189 amino acids. The transcript is spliced from 6 exons.